ACACAAGCACGCCACACAACACACACACACACCCUGGAAGCGGGGACUGCCCCAAGGGGCCCUUGGAGGCCUUCCAUCUUCGGCCUCUGAGGGGAGAAAAAGGCCAGGAGGAAGAGGAGGGCUGAGGAACAACACACACACACACACACACACACUUUCUAAGAGGCCGGGUCGCUGCUGAGGGGACUAUUUCUCUGGGUCUCCGCAACAACACAACCGGGGGACACACACACUUUCAGCCAGUGACCGGUCUGAGGGGAGCCGCUGAGGAGACUUUCUUCUCCGUGUGUCUCUCCUUAAUACAACCUGAGACACACAAACACAGACACACUUUCAGCCAGGGAAGCCGCUGAGUGAGGAGACGUUUCUUUGAGUCUCUCCUCCACAACACAACGGGACACGCACACAUUUUCAGCCACAACACAACCUCAGACAGACACACACACUUUCAGCCAGGGGCGCCACUGAGGAGCCUUUAUUUUUACAACACAACGGGACACACACACACACUUUAAGCGAGGUCCAGGGCUGAGGGAGCCUUUAUUCCUCGCCAUCACAACUGGAGAGAGAGAGAGACGCUCCCUUUCCGCUGAGGGGAGCCAGUGAGGGAGGAAGGCGGCAGCGGCGGCGGGGCUCGGCGUUCCCGGUGCCCAUUCCCGGGCGGGCGGAGGCGGAGGCGGCGGCGUGGUUGUGGGCGAUGGCGCUGCUGCGGGCGCGGGCGCUGUACGACUUCAGGUCGGAGAACCCCGGGGAGAUCUCCCUUCGGGAGCACGAGCUGCUGAGCCUGUGCAGCGACCAGGAGAUCGAGGGCUGGCUGGAGGGGGUCAACAGCCGCGGGGACCGGGGCCUCUUCCCGGCCUCCUACGUCCAAGUCCUGCGGGCUCCCGCCGCCGCCGCCGAGCAGCCCUCGCUGCCCUCGCGCUACGCCAACGUCCCCCCGGGAGGCUUCGAGCCCUUGCCCGCCCCGACAGCCGCGACCACCGCCGCCGCCGCCACCUUCUGCCCCCCGCCGCCGCCCUCCUCCUCCUCCGCGGAGCCUUUAUUCCAGCCGGUGCUCCCUGUCUCUUCCUCCUCCUCCUCCUUCCAAGCCGUGCCUUCUCCUUACCAGGCUGGCAGCGACGACGACUGGGACGACGACUGGGACGACAGCUCCACCGUGGCCGACGAGCCCGGGGUCUUGGGGGGAUACGGCGACUACGAGAACUCGGGGAUCGGAGGAGGCCUAGGCCCUGCUGGAGGCCGGUACCGCCUUUCCACCCUGGGCUCCAGAGGGAGCCACUUCGGAGGCGGCGUCCCCUCCUCCUCCUCCUCGCUGGGGCCCAAGAGUUCCUCCUCGGCCACGGUGAGCCGCAACCUGAACCGCUUCUCCACCUUCGUCAAGUCCGGAGGGGAGGCCUUCGUCUUGGGGGAGGCCUCUGGCUUCGUCAAGGACGGGGACAAGCUGUGCGUGGUGAUGGGCCCCUUCGGCCCCGAGUGGCAGGAGAACCCCUACCCCUUCCAGUGCUCCAUCGAAGACCCCACCAAGCAGACCAAGUUCAAGGGCAUGAAGAGCUACAUCGCCUACAAGCUGGUGCCCAGCCACACGGGGCAGCAGGUGCACCGGCGCUACAAGCACUUCGACUGGCUCUACGGGCGCCUAGUGGAGAAGUUCCCCGUCAUCUCCGUGCCCCACUUGCCCGAGAAGCAGGCCACCGGGCGCUUCGAGGAGGACUUCAUCUCCAAGAGGCGCAAAGGCCUGGCCUGGUGGAUGGACCACAUGUGCAGCCACCCGGUCCUGGCCCAGUGCGACGCCUUCCAGCACUUCCUCACCUGCCCCAGCACCGACGAGAAGGCCUGGAAGCAGGGCAAGCGCAAGGCCGAGAAGGACGAGAUGGUGGGCGCCAACUUCUUCUUGACCAUCGGCGUCCCCACUUCCUGCGGGGGCCCCGCCGCGUCCGCCCUGGACCUCCAGGAGGUCGAGAGCAAAGUCGACGGCUUCAAGAGCUUCACCAAGAAGAUGGACGAGAGCACCAUCCAGCUCAACCAGACUGUCAACGAAUUCGCCCGCAAGCAGGUGACCGGCUUCAAAAAGGAGUACCAGAAGGUGGGCCACUCCUUCAAGGGCCUCAGCCAAGCCUUUGAGAUGGACCAGCAGGCUUUCUCGGUUGGGCUCAACCAGGCCAUUGCCUUCACCGGGGAAGCUUACGACGCGAUUGGCGAACUCUUUGCAGACCAGCCCAGACAGGACCUGGACCCGGUGAUGGAUCUAUUAGCUCUGUAUCAGGGACAUCUUGCCAAUUUCCCAGACAUAAUCCACGUCCAGAAAGGAGCCCUUACCAAAGUGAAGGAAAGUAAGCGGCAUGUAGAAGAAGGGAAGAUGGAGGUCCAGAAGGCUGAUGGGAUUCAAGAUCGCUGUAACAUUAUUUCUUUUGCCACCCUGGCAGAAAUUCACCAUUUCCACAAAAUUCGAGUCAGGGACUUCAAAUCACAGAUGCAGCAUUUUUUACAACAGCAAAUACUUUUUUUCCAAAAAGUAACACAAAAAUUAGAAGAAGCUCUUCACAAGUAUGACAGUGUUUAAUACUUCUUAAUUUUUAGACUUUGACUGAUGGAUGUUUCUUGGCUUAUGAAUGGAAUAGGCAACAGAGGCAAACACCGCUCUCAAAUACCUGUUGACACCUCUUGAGAUGCUUUACAUCAGCUAUUUUGUAUCUGUUCUGGAUUCCAGUUGAACCUAAUCAUUGCAUAAGGAGGAAAUAAUUAUGCGUAUUUAGUGAGACUGUACUACAAAUUGUAACUAAGUUAUACUCCAAAUGCCUACACUACCAUUGUAAUGUUUUUGAAAUAAUGAUUAUACUAUUUGCCUUAUUGCUUUUUUGAAAUAUGGUAUUUUAGUGCAUAUGCUGUAGACCUCAAAACCUUUUGGGUCUUUAAGGAAGUUGGCAAGAUAAAAGCCUACUUCAGAUGCCUUUUUAAAAUUCUCUUCAGUUUGAAUUUUCUAAAUUCAAACAAUUCUCUGUUUACAAAUUCUUAUUAGAGCAGCUAAGCUAUUUUGUGCCUUUAGACUUAACAACUUUUCAUUAUUAUUUUUUUCUAGUACACAUUUUUAUGACUGAUUGAAUGAAGGAUUGGCACCCCUGACUGGGCCUGAAUUCAAACCUCAUAAUGACUGAAAAGUAACUAGACCUGUAACUUGCACACUAGAUAUUAGGAAAAAUGUUGACUGAAAGAAAGAACUUAAAAUCAUUUUGGACUUUGUACUGAUUAAAAAUACUAUUUAUUGUUUGUACCAGGACCUUAAACACACAAGUGAGAAUGCAGCACUGCUGUAGUUCCUUUCUUAACAUGGCACCAUAAAACCUUUCAGUGUAAUUCAUCUUUAAAUAGAAACUUGGACCACUUAUCUAAUAAAAAAUAUUGAAGUAUAUUAGUGGAAGGAAAGCAGAGGAUCAGUGGUUUACCCUUGUACAAAGUGUGUAUUAUUGGCAAGUCUUGUGUGGCUGUUGAUUUAUUUCUCUUUAAAUGUGGCGCUGUAUUGUCACGACUUGAAGCUGUUACAGAUCACAAAUUGUCAUUGCUAUUUAGUGAAAUUACUGGUUGCUUAGGAGGAAAAUAUUAAAAUAGGGAGCAGAGGUGCCAAUUGGGAGAAUGCAUUUUCCUUGUCUGUUUUCCCUCCCCACAUUCCAAAUCAUACACACUAACACACACUAGGUGGCUUUUUCCCUUGUAGGAUUUCAAAAUGUCCAACCGGUAAUCAUUUGGGAACACCCCAAAAUGUACAUUCCUAUAUGUGAGGUCAUAAUUAUAGUACGAACUGUGAGGAAUUUGUCUGUAGAAUUCUGCAGAUUUCAUCUGCUCCUAUGCAACUUGGACAUCUGUGAGUGUUUUUGGUACACUCACCAGUUUUCAGCAAAUCCAUCAGGCCUUUUACACCUUUACAGUGCUCUCUGAUCAUCGGAUUGUACAAGAACUUCCACAAAUGUUGUUUUUGGCAAUAAAUCACAUACCAUUAAAACCAAUAA
Molecule: messenger RNA, 4001 nt
Organism: Sceloporus undulatus (fence lizard)
Lineage: Eukaryota; Metazoa; Chordata; Lepidosauria; Squamata; Phrynosomatidae
Gene: SNX18
Product: sorting nexin 18
Exons: 2
Coding region: 698-2560 (620 amino acids)
Biological process (GO): mitotic cell cycle; endosomal transport; endocytosis
Cellular component (GO): cytoplasmic vesicle; plasma membrane
Molecular function (GO): phosphatidylinositol binding; protein binding
Source: RefSeq, a predicted model, not a curated record